This is a messenger RNA of Oncorhynchus kisutch (coho salmon), 5122 nucleotides long. Its product is annotated as tight junction protein ZO-2-like. The coding region runs from base 406 to 4077 and encodes 1223 amino acids. The transcript is spliced from 23 exons. Lineage: Eukaryota; Metazoa; Chordata; Actinopteri; Salmoniformes; Salmonidae. Gene Ontology annotation, cellular component: bicellular tight junction; plasma membrane. Gene Ontology annotation, molecular function: cell adhesion molecule binding. The record is from RefSeq and is a predicted model, not a curated record. Gene Ontology annotation, biological process: positive regulation of blood-brain barrier permeability; cell-cell junction organization; establishment of endothelial intestinal barrier.
GGAAGGAUCCAUUUUGCCAGAAAAUUUACAGCAUUCCAAGCAAAAAUGAAUGCGUGUUUACAUUUUUUUUUUUGUAAAGGUAAAAUGCACAUUUGACCAUUGCUAUCAGUUAUUUGAUUAUUUGUUAUAGCAAUGGACUGCAAUUGCUCUACAUAUUUGUCGAGAUGAAAAUAUCGAGACCACUUAGAUUACCCCAUCUUGAAUUGGUACAUCCUAAUACGGUCUUCCUUUUCAGCGCUCUCAGACUCACUCAAUUUGCUGGGUUGUUUUACUGAUAAUUAAAAAAAACAUGGGAAAAAAUGUUAAAUGUGAUAUUGGAUAGGCUGCAUGUUACUUUUAACAAUAGUCGUUGUCGAAUUUCCUUUGUUUGAAUCACAAGAAAAGUGGUCUCUGGUUUGAAAGUGCAUGAUGCCCGUAAAUGGAGGGAGACUCUUCAGUCUUAGCAGAUAUGAGACACAUUAUUUCAAAAGCCCAGUCAUGGAGGAAACCAUGUGGGAGCAGUAUACUGUGACACUGCAGAGGGACCCCAAGAUGGGUUUUGGCAUUGCAGUGUCCGGGGGGCGGGACAACCCCAAUGAGGAAAGCGGGGAGAUGUCCAUAGUAGUGUCAGACGUGCUUCAGGGAGGGCCCGCCGAUGGCCUGCUAUUUGAGAAUGACCGGGUGGUGCAGGUGAACGCUACUCCCAUGGAUGGUGUGCCACACUCCUUCGCUGUACAGACCCUCAGAAAGUGUGGAAAAGUAGCCAAAAUUACAGUCAAGAGGCCCAGGAAGGUUCCGGUCAACCUGCUGAAACACGGCCCUUCCCCUGACGACCGUGUCUUCAACAACAAUGACUAUGACCAGGACCGCCACAGUGUGUACAGUGGACGCAGUGGUCAUCAAGAUCGCGACCACAGCCAGGAGAGGGGAGGUUACACAGACGCUGGCUACCAGGGACAGGGCUUUGACCGGCAUUACGGUCGAGAUGACCGGGGCAGGAGUAUGGAGAGGGACCUUGAUCCAGAGAGGCAGUACAGACGAGACGGCAGCAAAGGUCGGACUCUGGACCGCGAACGUAGCCCUGACCGCCGCUACAAAAGUGACCGCACUCUUGACCGUGACCACAGCCCCAAUCUGCGUUACCGUAGUGAUCUCACUCUUGACCGCGACCCCAGCCCUGACAGGCGUUUCCGUAGCGAACGCACUCUGGACCGGACUAACAGCCCUGACUUGCGAUACAGAGCUGGUCACAGUCCUGCCCGCAGUCACGGUCGCGACCACAGCUUUGAGCGGAACCGCAAACGUGUUCCUAGUGACCGCGACCAGAAGAAGGAGCAGAUGAAGAGGAGUGGGAGCAGGGAACGUCUGGACCGUUCACCCUCCCCCGCCUCCAUGCCAAUCCCCAUGUCCCGCCCUCCUCGGGAGCCAGAGCCCCUGGAGAAACCAGUUAGUGUGCUGCUACUGAAGAACAGGCCCAACGAAGAGUAUGGUCUGCAUCUGGGUAGUCAGCUGUUCAUUAAGGAGAUGACCAGCACAGGUCUGGCCUGCAGGGAUGGCAACCUCCAGGAGGGAGACAUCAUACUGAAGAUCAAUGGUACGGUGACAGAGAACCUGUCUCUGAGUGAUGCAGGGAAGCUGAUCGAGAAGUCUCGUGGGAAGCUGCAGCUGGUGGUGCAGAGAGACAGAAGACAGGUCCUCAUCAGGAUCCCUCCCCUGGUAGACAGUGACUCUGAGCUCGAUGAUAUAUCCGAGAUCGGGUCGUACCGCUCCUACUCGCCACAGGAUGACCGACGGGCCCCCACCUCAGACCUGUCUUCCCAUUCCUCCAAUGAGAGGCUCCGAGACAAACCUAGGGAGGACCCACCAAGCAGACUGGCUAAGAUGGGCGCCAUGCCGACACCGUUCGCCAUGCCGGCACGAGUAUCGGAUAGAGUUAUGGAGGACACGCCCCCUCUGCAAGCAGAGAGGGAGGAGUCCCGCCCAGAAACGCCCCCAGCACCGGUAGUCAAUGUUGCCCCAAAAGUCCACGCUUCCCCAAAGCUGCCACUGAGGCCAAGUAUAGAGGACCAGGACAUAUACGGCCCCAGCACGGGGAUGGUGCGUUUCCAGAAGGGAGAUAGCGUGGGGCUGAGGCUGGCGGGAGGAAACGAUGUGGGAAUCUUCAUUGCAGGCGUUCAGGAGGACAGCCCUGCAGAACAGGAGGGCCUUCGCACCGGGGACCAGAUCAUGAAGGUGAAUAACAUGGACUUCAGGGGCAUAGUGCGUGAGGAUGCUGUCCUGUACUUGCUGGAGAUUCCAAAGGGAGAUGAUGUCACCAUCCUGGCUCAGAGCAAACCUGAUGUCUAUAAGGACAUCCUGGUAUCGGGUAGGGGGGACUCUUUCUUCAUCAGGACCCACUUUGAGUAUGAGAAAGAGGUUCCCCAGAGCCUGCCCUUCUUCCGGGGGGAGAUCUUCAAGGUGACGGACACACUCUAUGACGGCAAGCUUGGCAACUGGCUGGCCAGCCGCACUGACAAAGACAACCAGCUGCUGGAGAAGGGUAUCAUCCCCAAUAAGAGCAGGGCCGAACAAAUGUCAAAUGUGCAGAACGCCCAGAGAGGAACAGCCAAUGACAGAGGAGACUUCUGGAGGUUGAGAGGUCAAAGAGCGGUAAAGAAGAAGGACCUCCGUAAGAGCAGAGAGGACCUGACUGCCAUCUCUGUCACCACACGCUUCCCUGCUUAUGAGAGGGUGGUCUUACGAGAAGCUGGCUUCAGGAGACCAGUGGUUGUGUUUGGGCCCAUCGCAGACGCAGUCAAUGAGAAACUGGGAAACGACCUGCCUGAAGAGUUUGUCAUAGCCAAGACUGAGCCCAAGGAUGCAGGCACUGAGAAGUCCUCCGGUGUGGUGAGACUCAAUACCAUUCGACAGAUCAUAGAACAGGACCGCCACGCCCUGCUGGAUGUAACUCCCAAGGCGGUGGACACCCUGAAUUAUACCCAGUGGUACCCCAUCGUGGUGUUCCUCAACCCGGACAGCAAGGGUGGCGUCAAGACCAUGAGGAACCGCCUGGUGCCCGGCUCCAACCGCAGUGCCCGCAAACUCUACGAGCAGGCGGUCAAACUGAGGAAGACCUGUUCUCACCUCUUCACCGCGACCGUUGACCUGAACUCAGCCAAUGAUGGGUGGUACGGGAGUGUGAAGGACUCUAUCCGGGCACAGCAGGAGCGGACCGUGUGGGUCUGUGAGGGCAAGUUGGACGGCUCGGAGGAGGACCUGGAUAUCCAUGACGACCGCAUGUCAUACCUGUCAGCGAUGAGCGCUGACUACCUGAGCAUGGACAGCCGGCUGACCAGUGACUACGACGACACAGCCGAUGAGGGCGGGGCUUACACCGACAACGAGCUGGACGAGCCAAUGGACGAGACCCAUCAGCCGGUGUCGGCAAUCAGCCGCUCCUCAGAGCCCGUACUGACAGAGAGAACCCAUCUUGCCCCCAUACCGCGUAUGAGGAGAUCAGGGAGCAGAGAGGGGCUGAGAGACCCCAGUCCACCCCCCUCCUUCGUCCCUGAGCCCCCCAAGCAGGUGAGGGUGCAGUCUCGCGGGGGCUACGACUCCCACUCCAGUAGCACCAUUAGCAGCGACACUGCCGGGGGGACCAAGUCAGCCCCGCCUCCAGUUGCCCUCAAGCCCACCGUGGCCCUUAAGCCUACUCUGAGGGCACUCAACCAGUCAUCUGAGGACCACGCUGUCCCGGAGGGAGAGGACCCGGCCAACCGCUCCUUCAUGGGCAAGGUGAAGGCCUUUGAAAAGAUGGACCACCUGGCCAGAGCCCAGAGGAUGCUGGAGCUCCAGGAGGCUGAGCAAGCACGGCUGGAAAUAGCCCAGAAGCACCCAGACAUCUAUGCAGUCCCAGUGAAACUACCAAAGCCCAACCACAACCGCCCACAGCCAAUAGGCUCCAACCCGGAGCCCCAGACCCCAUCCUCCAGGCCACCGUACUCUGAGAGUAGGGGUCAUUUCGACGAUGAUGAGGAAGAGUACCGCAGACAGCUGGCUGACCAGACCAGACGAGGCUACUACAGUAACCCCCAGAAAUACAAAGACACUGAGCUGUAGGACAGACAGACCCACCUAUCGCACCCUUCCGUUCUCACCCAAUCAGCGAGGCCCUCACUGUGCUCACUCAAACAGCCUAGUGUUACGGUUGCCUAUCCGAAUCUUUGGCCCGACCUAGUGGCAGGAGGAUAUAUCCCGUUCCUUGUGACCACUAACCAAGUAUGUGUCCUUACCUUGACUGUUUGUUUGCCUCACUAUGUGGAUGGUGAAUCGGCAUUUUAACCUCCCAACCUCAUAAUGUCUACCCUGAUGGGUAGUGUUUGAUCUUCACCCUCAACCCCUCGGUCAUAUCUGGCCAGACCAAUGGAGUCUGAGUACCCUGUCUUUUAAAAGAAAUAUAAACCUUACAUUUGUGUAUAUAUUUAUCUUUAUACAUGUUAUACAUCUUAAGCAUUCUUUGUUACAUUAAUAGAAAUGUAUUUGGACGGACAGAAUAUUUUGUGUACUGCUGCUCUAUGGUCUGCUAGUGGUGGAGAAUCUAGCCUUUAUCCUUUUAAAUCAUGCAUUGCAUACCCUUUUGAUUUACUCUACACUUGGACAUUUUGUCUCCUUAAAUACUAGAGAUCAGCACAUACAAAGUGCCUUUAGCUCUGAAAGUGUAACAGUGUCAGAUCACUGAAAGAACAAACAAGCAGUCAACACUUGGCUCUCAGAGGUGAUGGGCAAAACAUGCCAGGUUACUUCUGUAUUAGCUGCAUCCAUACAACCUGAUCACAUUUUUAUGGCAUAUACAGUAUAUACGUUUUUGUUUUUUUACCAGGAGAGUGACUCCUACUGUCUUUAACAUGUCUGUUGCUUUGCUCUACAUGUCUGUUGCUUUGCUCUACUAUUUUUAUUCAUGUUCCUCAGGCUGCUGAAAUCGACUGUAGGGAGUUUUACUUUCUCAAACAAAUACACAAAUAAAUAAUUAACUUUCACUUGUCUUAGUUCAUUCUAUAAAUAAAGGUGACAGUGCUGUGGAUAUUUCUAAUGCUGGCUCAAGCAGGAUGGCUUCUGGGAGUUAAUUCAACCCGGUGCAAAUUAUAGCAUAGCUGCAACAUCUAAG